Alexandromys fortis (reed vole) is the source of this 4647-nucleotide messenger RNA. RefSeq names its product IQ domain-containing protein F1. The record is from RefSeq and is a predicted model, not a curated record. Gene Ontology annotation, molecular function: calmodulin binding. Bases 4102 to 4647 code for a protein of 181 amino acids. NCBI's taxonomy places the organism in Eukaryota, Metazoa, Chordata, Mammalia, Rodentia, Cricetidae. The transcript has 3 exons.
UGUCAGCUGAAGGCCUUUGGUUGUUUUCAGAGGACUGUGGGUGGGAACCUCUGCUGGCUCGUGCAUGACCUCGUCAGCCAGCUGCUUUCAGAGUCUGCUCACCCAUCAGCCAAAAAGCUCUGGCUUUCAGUUCUGUGCGCAAGAUCUAACUGGGGUCUGAGGAUUAAAUGGGAUAGCAGGGCUACACGUCAGGCUGACCGUACUUCCCUACCCUCAGGAAGCUGGAAGGGAUAGACGGCCCUCGAAGUGGGAGUCUGACAUGCUUGGGGACAAGGUCAGCACUGGGGAAGAGAUCUUCGAUCUGAUAGCAAGAGCCAGGCAGGGACCUGCUGGAGAGGCAUUAGAGGAAUACUUGCUUCUGCAUGUUGGGUGGCUCACUCCUGUCGUAGGGGUGCAGCAGUGGAGGGGAGGAGAGACUGGGGAGACAGAAGAGUAGGGCAGGUGGUCAGGUGCGACAUUGAGGUGUAAGAAGUGAUGAGGAGGGUUAUUUAGUUAAGAAUAUGGGCAAAUAGAGUAGCCAGAGCAUAGAGUGCCGCGGAAGACGAUAGGUGGCUAACAGGAUCGCAGGUCAGAUGGGAGCGGGUCCCGGGAGCAGCCAGCCUAUUCUUGCUUGGGAGACUGAGGGAGGAAGAAAUAAGAAAAAGUACGUGUGUAGGUCUGCGUUUGGGUGGGCCUCUCGGUGGCACAGCUGAAGUGCUGCCUGUGGGUUUGUGUAGGCUUCACCACUGGCUGUGUUGCUUAAACAUAGUCUUUCCCAGAACACCUACUCCCUGCCUCUACCUGCCGCUGCCAAACCUCCAGGCCUCUGACGGUGGUGAGGGGCUUUCCUUGGGAGGUGUCCAUGAUGUUUGGGCUUGAGCAUUAGUGACCUGUGAAGGGGAAUGUGAGGGCACAGCUCUCUCGGGCCCUCACUUGACCCUGGGCUCAGUGAUGGAGGAACAGCAAGUCCUCGCCCUCUGGUCCUUCAGGACUUGCAUAGCUCUAUGUUGCUCUUGUCCUUGUUCAGUCGGGUUGAGAGAGCACUCCCAGGGUGGAUGACUGAAACUGUUUUGUCUGGGCUCAUUGCCCACACGCCAGUGUCCUGGGGAGUGAGGACAGAAACCUGAGCGGCUCAUUUCCAGCUUGUGCUCCUCACCCAGGCUCAGACAAUGGUUUUCCCUUCCCAGUUGGUAAGAAUUUCUAGAAUGUGAAGAAUUCCCCAGAAAGAAAAGUGGUUUUAUACUCUUCCUUCUAUAUCGAGGCUUAGUAGAUUCCUGUCUUUAUGAUUUCAGGGCUAGACUGGGUUAUUCUUGGGGCACCAAUGUGUACUCAGGAGACUCUUGGGACGAAGUUUGUGGAGCGUGUGAAUGACACCCCAUUAGCUGGUGGAUGGCAUCCAUGUUGGCUGGUGUUUGGAGUGUGUGGAUGGCACCUGUGUUGGCUGGUAUGUGGAGCUUGUAGAUGGCACCCCGUUGGCUGGUGUGUGGAGUGUGUGGAUGGCACCCCGUUGGCUGGUGUGUGGAGUGUGUGGAUGGCACCCCGUUGGCUGGUGUGUGGAGUGUGUGGAUAGGCACCCCGUUGGCUGGUGUAGAAUAUGGAACGUGUGGAUGGUACCCCGUUGGCUGGUAUGAGGAGCGUGUGGAUGGUACCUGUGUUGGCUGGUGUGUGGAGUGUGUGGAUGGCACCCCGUUGGCUGGUAUGAGGAGCGUGUGGAUGGUACCUGUGUUGGCUGGUGUGUGGAGUGUGUGGAUGGCACCCGUGUUGGCUGGUGAUGUAGAAGACAUUUUCUUUGGCAGCCACUCAGCCCUUGACUAAUGCCACCUGGUCUUCCAGUCCUCUAACAGAGCUGUGUGACCACCUUUGUCAGUUCAGCGCCUUCUCGAAUGCCCACAAACCCAACCUUGAGGAUUCUCUAUGGGAGAACAUGGUUUCCUUCCUGUAAUCAAGCUGCAAAGAUGUAGGCAUCAAAGUUGGAGCCUCAUCAGCAGUUCCAGGAAACAAAUUAGAGUCCUAAAACUGAGAACAGCAGAGGAUAUGGAAUUCACCUCCACAUGUUUUUAGAAAUAAAAGUUGGCCUCUUCUAAAAUUGUUUUGAAAAUACUGCACAUAUAUAGUUUUUGUUUUUUCAAGACAGGUUUUUUUUCUGCGUACCCUUGACUGUCCAGGAACUCACUCUAGACCAGGCUGAUCUUGAACUCAGAGAUUAACCUGCCCCUGCCUCCUGAGUGCUGGGAUUAAAGGUGUGCCCCACCAUAGCCUAGUCACUAACUUUAUUUAUGUGUCUGCCUAUAUGUGGAUAUCAUGUGGGUGCAGUGCCUGUGGGUGCCAGCAGAGGACACUGGUUGCUUGGAACUGAAAUUGACAGGCAGUGAGUUGCCGGUUGUGGGCUGAGAAUUAAACUCAGAUUCUCUCUAAGAACAAGUUCCACCCAGAAUGACACCUAGGUAUCUGAAUGACGCAAGGCCAGUAUUCUACCCUGAAGCAGGUCCCUGUAGGUGUUUUGAUAAUGAUCUCAGUGUUUUCUUAGAAAGUGAGAUUUCUCUGCUGUUAAUGUAGCUCAUUGCCAAUGUCAGCUGACCUCUGGUGAGGCUUUUUUUUUUUUAAGAUUUACUUAUUUAUUAUGUAUACAGUGUUCUGCCUGUUGUGUAUGCCUGCAGGCCAAUUAAGGGCACCAGAUCUCAUUAUAGAUGGUUGUAAGCCACCAUGUUGUUGCUGGGAUUUGAAUUCAGAACCUUUGGAAGAGCAACCAGUGCUCUUAACCUCUGAGCCAUCUCUCCAGCCCUCUGGGGAGGCUCUUGCGGCAGAUGGCAAGUGCAUAUGUAAGUGAGAGUGAUUAUAUCACCCAAUAGGAAGCCAGAAAUUCAGGGGUGACCCCUGCAAUAGUCCUUUCCAAGGGUAGCAACUUCAGUGACAUAAGGACCUGCAAGUAGACUCUGACUUACCUCUUAAAGAUCUUUUUAAAAUUUAAAAAAUUUUAAAUGGCACCUCCACCCAUGUGUGUGUGUUGAGAGGUUAAAAAACAAUGGUCACAAACGCCUGUACGUUAUCCUUUCCAAAUUGAGGCGAAUGGAUCUUUCUGUCACUCUGCUCCCACAACCUGCCUCCUGCAUCUCAUGCACCCCAUUAAUUUCACACUGACACUUCUAGCCUGACAUGACCCCCUCCUUUUCAGUAUACUCCCCCUAUUCUAUCCUAACCAUACACAUUCUGAAAGCACUGCCCAGGGACUCCUGGGACCGGGCCUCUGGUGGACUCCUGGCCUCGCGCUGUCAAGGUGGGUCUUUGGGAGGUAAGAUCAGCAGAAAGGGCGCCCUCAGGUAGCAACUGCCUUUCGCCUGCCUGGCACUUUCAAGGGCAGAAGAAGAAGACUGAACCCAGACCCGAGAUGGAGUCCAGGCUGGUUCUUGGGGUCUCCAGGGCAUCGAAUGGGUAGGGUAGAUGCCCUGUCGUCACAGUUUGUGUAAAUGCCUUUCACCUAUGUUCUUGUUCGGGUAUGUCCAUCAUUACGCCCUUAGUCUGCGCAAGUGCAGUCACAGUAGUCCAACUUCCUUUCCUAACAAAUGCCUCUCAGUAGUAAAGAUCAUCUCAUCAUUUCUACUUUUUGAGACUAGCUCAGGCUGGCCUUGAUCCCAAAGCAAUCCUCCUGCUUCAGCUUCCUAAGUGCCGGAAUUACAGGCAUGAACCACCAUGUCUGACUUAACUCACUACAUUUUAAUAUUUAUAUAGUCUUUGAAGGCAUAAGCAGUUAGCCUCUGUACCUCCCUGAAUAUGCCCGAUCUUGUCCGAAGUUAUGAGCAGACUAUAAAUCACUAAACCCUCCUCCAUUGGUGAAUAUUCAAAAAUGCAGGUAAGUGUUGUUACCAAUGUUUCAGUAUCCACCUUUAUGUCAAUGGGCCAGUGAUUCUGGUGAUUUGGCUUUGAUUUGAUUUGAUGUGGUAUUUAUGGCAGAAAAAAAAAAAGGACAGCACUCUGUCUUUUCCUUAGACAGGACUCCACUGCUGCCUGAGUCACAGCUACCCUUGUGACAUCAUGAGUCACCCUCUGCUCUCAGCUCAUGCAAAUCCUGGAGCAGCACAAACCUGAGGGGAUUUGAACCAUCUACACCCAAUCCAUGUAUGAACAAUGGAUAAAAAACAGUCAAAGCCUGAAGAUCUUAAAGAACCUACUGGCCAUGUUCCUCAGGAGAAGCAGCCAGAUGAUCUAUCCUCAGACACAAAGAAGGCAAAGCCCCAGAAAAAACAGGAUCUCACUGACAAGACCCUAGUUAUAAAGAUCCAAGCAUGGUGGCGUGGCACACUGGUCCGUCGGGCGCUGCUGCAUGCAGCCCUCAGGGCCUGGAUCAUCCAGGGCUGGUGGCGGCUAAUCCUGCCGAAGAUAAUGGAGAAGAAGCGUCAGUCGGUACUGGAUGCCUUCCAACGGGAACAGUGGGCAGUGGUCAGGGUGCAGUCCUGGAUCCGCAUGUGGCGAGUCCGCAGGCGGUACUGCCAGGUGCUUAGGGCUGUCCGGAUCAUCCAGUCUCACUGGAGGUGCCACAUCUGCGCUUCACGGGGUGUCAUCAAGGGCCACUACCGAAUUACGGCCAGCCAGAUGCAUCUUGAGCUGGAGAUCUUACUGGGCUCGGGGCCUUGUAUCGUGUCCGAGUGUAUUCCCCUCCCAAUAAAGCAGUGA